AUGCCCGUUCCAGUCAAUCUCUCUUCACAGUCGCUCCAAAUGGCGCGUUCCCUUUUGCAGAGAGGGUGGUUACAAAUUACUUUGGAGAGCUUUCCUAUGGUGAUAGUGAUGCUGAUUGCGUUUCUAGGCAACGCAUUGGUUUUAUGGGCAGUCAAACGAAAUCCACGCUUGCGCACCACGCCAAAUUACUACAUUACGGCCUUGGCUUUGACCGAUGUGCUCAUGUCAUUCCUCGUUAUGCCGCUGUCCUUAAGCGUUUUGAUCGCGGGUCGCUGGCCUUACAGCGAAGCGUCAUGUUCGUAUCACGGUUACACUGCUACAACGCUAGGAUCAGCGUCGCUUUUCAUUCUGACUUUAACUUCUGUAAAUCGUUAUUUCAAAGUUGUACGGCCUAACCUAUACAGAAAGUAUUUCAAAGUGAAACCAGUGUUGACUUCUUUGUCACUCGCCUGGCUAGCCGCCUUCGUCUGGCCAAUUUACUUCCUGUUGAAAGGAAACUUCCGCUACCAUCCGGGAAAGUUCUGUUGCAUUUAUGACCUCGAUGACGUCAGUGUUGCAGAGGGGCUCGCCUUGAAUAUGACAUUCGCCUUGUUUACGUUUAGCAUAAUCUCUUCCAGUUAUUUCAGGAUAUUUCUAACAAUUCGGAAGCACAAAGCUAAUCUGAAUAACAGACCCAAUAAUUCUCCAAGGAUUUCUGCCAAAGAUCUAAACGUUACAAGACUUCUGUUCAUUGUUGUUGUCUUUUACGUUUUGUGUUGGCUUCCAGUGUUGAUUGUUGACACUACAGAGUUGUUUACUGGAAAGUACAGUUUCCCUCGUCAAGUCUACCAGCUAUAUUCAUACAUGGUUGGCGUCAACAGCGCUGUGAAUCCUGUCGUUUAUGCGUUUUUCAACCGCGAGUUUAAAACGGAGUUUAACAGGAUUGUUAGGUUAGGCAACAGGAAAAACAAUGUAAUACUGCCACGUUGAGCGAAAGUACCCAACCCAGAACUAAAGAAACUAAGAUGUCAGAUAAAAAAUAAUCAGCCUCGGCCUCGAUCUUUGAA
Pocillopora damicornis (cauliflower coral) is the source of this 1046-nucleotide messenger RNA. Its product is annotated as melatonin receptor type 1A. Gene Ontology annotation, cellular component: membrane. NCBI's taxonomy places the organism in Eukaryota, Metazoa, Cnidaria, Anthozoa, Scleractinia, Pocilloporidae. Gene Ontology annotation, molecular function: G protein-coupled receptor activity. Gene Ontology annotation, biological process: G protein-coupled receptor signaling pathway. The record is from RefSeq and is a predicted model, not a curated record.